AUGGAUGACCUUUAUGAUGAAUUUGGAAACUAUAUUGGAGGUGCAGAGGAGUCCGAGGAGGAAGAGCACCAUGGCCGCGUCCCCACUAAUUAUGCCUAUGAUUUUGGGUCUGAGGAGGAGGAAGAAACAGCCGCUCCAGAUCAACAGUUAAUGGAGAUUGAUGAGCAAGGACCUUCAAAUGCGGUUAUUCUUCACGAGGACAAGCAGUACUACCCUACCGCGAAACAGGUGUACGGAGCCGAAGUUGAGACAUUGGUGGAAGAAGAAGAUGCGCAACCAUUGUCGCAGCCCAUUAUUGCGCCUGUUGAGCAGAAGAAAUUUACUGUUCAAGAAGCAGAUUUACCGCCGGUGUUUUAUUCACGCGAGUUUAUGACUGAUAUGUUAAACUUCCCGGAUCAAAUACGAAAUAUUGCGCUGGUUGGCCAUUUACAUCAUGGAAAAACGGCGUUUAUGGACACUCUGGUUAUGGAGACACAUGAUAUUUCCGAAAAGCUAGAUAAGAGGACGGGAAAGAAAAAAGACGAACAGCUAAGAUAUACCGACGUGCAUCUUCUUGAACGAGAGAGAGGCAUAUCGAUAAAGUCGGCGCCGAUGAGCUUGGUAUUACAAGGAACUAAAGGGAAGUCGUACUUGUUCAAUAUCCUGGACACCCCGGGGCACGUCAAUUUCGUGGAUGAAGUAGCAGCUUCGCUCCGGUUAGUUGACGGUGUAGUCUUGGUUGUUGAUGUGGUUGAAGGGGUCCAGAUAAAUACAGAGCAGCUGAUUAAAUACGCCGUUCUGGAAGAUCUUCCUCUCACGCUGGUCGUGAACAAGAUGGACCGCCUCAUCCUUGAGCUCAAAUUACAGCCUACCGAUGCUUAUUUUAAAUUGAAACAUGUAAUCGAAGAGGUCAACACUGUCAUCGAGAAAACAUUGCCUGGGCAGGGAGAGAAGAGAAGAUUAAGCCCCGAGAAAGGAAACGUUGCCUUUGCAUGUACGGCAAUGAAUUGGUGUUUUACCCUUCCGUCCUUUGCGAAAAUGUAUGCCGAUACAUACUCAAAAAUUGACGUACCGGAAUUUGCUCUUCGCCUUUGGGGCGACAUAUUUUUUAACCCGACAAGCCGAAAGUUUACAAGAAAGGGGACAGAGGAACGAUCUAAGAGGUCUUUCGUACAUUUUGUUCUGGAACCUAUUUAUAAGAUCUUUUCCCACACAAUUAGUGAGAGCCCAGAGGACUUGAAAGCUACACUGGAUACACUGGGAAUUAACUUGAAACCUUCUCAACUUAAAUCUGAUGCAAAGGUCCUCUUGAAUCUUGUGUGUGAACAGUUUUUUGGGCCUGUCUCGGGGUUUGUUGAUAUGAUUGUAGAUCAUAUCCCAUCACCACUAGAAGGGGCACCCAAAUUACUCGAAAAACACUAUACCGGCCCCCUUGAUACUAAAAUUGCAGCAGAGAUGUCAACUUGUGAUCAGAAUGGCCAGCUCGUUGUCCAUGUUACAAAGCUAUUCAGCACUAGCGAUGCUGCUAGCUUCAACGCCUUUGGGCGAAUAAUGAGCGGCACUGCCCGCCCCGGACAACAAGUCAGGGUUCUGGGCCAAGGCUAUACGAUUGAUGACGAGGAAGAUAUGGUCAUAGCCACUAUCACGGACACAUUCAUAGCCGAAACCCGAUACAGCAUCCCUACGAGCGGUGUCCCAGCUGGAAAUUGGGUGCUUCUAAGUGGUAUCGACAAUUCAAUUGUUAAAACUGCCACACUUGUUCCUAUCCGCCUUGAGAAUGACGAAGACGCAUACAUCUUUAAGCCAAUCCAACAUAUAUCCGAAUCCGUAUUUAAAGUGGCAGUUGAACCUAUCAAUCCCUCCGAACUUCCAAAAAUGCUAGAAGGUUUGCGAAAAAUAAAUAAAAGUUAUCCCCUGAUAUCUACUAAGGUAGAGGAGUCGGGUGAACACAUAGUUCUCGGGACAGGUGAACUAUAUAUGGACUGUGUACUUCACGAUCUUCGUCGCUUGUACGCCGAAAUGGAGCUAAAGGUUUCAGACCCUGUCACUAGAUUCUGUGAGACUGUUGUCGAAACCUCUGCUAUCAUGUGUUAUGCAAUGACGCCGAACAAGAAGAAUAAAAUUACCAUGGUAGCAGAGCCACUGGACGACGGAAUCGCUGAGGACAUAGAAGCUGGACAUGUUCUUAUACGCGACCCUGCGAGGAAAGUUGCUAAGUUCUUCGAGGAUAAAUAUGAUUGGGAUAAAUUAGCCGCUCGAAGUAUCUGGGCGUUUGGCCCCGAUGAUAUGGGACCUAACAUUCUUCAAGAUGACACCUUGCCAUCACAAGUUGAUAAGAAGCUCCUUGGGACUGUAAGGGACUCUAUUCGGCAGGGGUUUAGCUGGGGUACUCGUGAAGGACCUCUGUGCGAAGAGCCUAUCCGAAAUUCCAAAUUUCGCCUUACGGACGUAACACUGGCAGAUCAAGCAAUUUUUCGAGGAGGCGGCCAAAUUAUUCCCACUGCACGACGUGCCAUUUACUCCUCAUUCCUCAUGGCAUCCCCACGCCUAAUGGAGCCCAUAUACACGUGUUCGAUGAUUGGCCCGGCGGACUCCGUUGCUGCCAUAUAUACUGUACUAUCCCGUCGUCGCGGCCAUGUCCUAACUGAUGGACCUAUCGCAGGGACGCCCCUGUAUUCGGUUCGUGGGUUAAUACCUGUCAUCGACUCUUUUGGCUUCGAAUCAGACCUCAGGAUUCAUACACAGGGCCAAGCAACAGUAUCACUGGUAUUUGACAAAUGGAGCGUUGUUCCCGGCGACCCUCUUGACCGGGACGUGAAAUUGAGACCCUUAGAGAUGGCGAGUGCGAUGGCUACCGCUAGAGAUUUUGUCCUCAAAACAAGGCGGCGUAAGGGACUCGCAGAGGAUGUUACCGUUAGUAAAUUUUUAGAGCCAGAGCUGUGGAAGGGAUUAAAGGAGAGUGGAGUAUUAGGGGAAGGAUAA
Molecule: messenger RNA, 2961 nt
Organism: Ophidiomyces ophidiicola
Lineage: Eukaryota; Fungi; Ascomycota; Eurotiomycetes; Onygenales; Onygenaceae
Exons: 4
Coding region: 1-2961 (986 amino acids)
Biological process (GO): mRNA splicing, via spliceosome
Cellular component (GO): cytosol; U2-type catalytic step 2 spliceosome; U4/U6 x U5 tri-snRNP complex
Molecular function (GO): GTPase activity; translation elongation factor activity; GTP binding
Source: RefSeq, a predicted model, not a curated record